AUGUCCAGCGCCGUGCCCAAAACCUUCUGGUCGUCCCCAAUCCGCUAUCUGCGAUGGUGUGCACACGAGAAGCCAGCUAUAUUCUACUCGAUCAUCAUCGGCGCAAUGGGACCAGUCUCGUUAGUUGUGAUUCCUCCGCUGAGGAGGAUGGCAGGUGAUCAGGAUCCCCCGCGGAUACCGUUGACUUAUCCUAGUGAGUGCUUUGAUCUUUCAGUUCUGGGUCGGUGGUCGUCAAAUCUUGGAUUUAUUGAGAAAGGCCUUGAGAUGCGGCGGAAAUCUGAGAGCCUUAAUGUGCUGACGAUCAUGGAUUUUGGGUAUGACAGUUCCAAAAACCCCAAGGAAGACACCGGAAGGAUUUGA
Endocarpon pusillum Z07020 is the source of this 360-nucleotide messenger RNA. RefSeq lists its product as uncharacterized. The record is from RefSeq and is a predicted model, not a curated record. Bases 1 to 360 code for a protein of 119 amino acids. The transcript has a single exon. Lineage: Eukaryota; Fungi; Ascomycota; Eurotiomycetes; Verrucariales; Verrucariaceae.